Molecule: messenger RNA, 1266 nt
Organism: Desarmillaria tabescens
Lineage: Eukaryota; Fungi; Basidiomycota; Agaricomycetes; Agaricales; Physalacriaceae
Exons: 1
Coding region: 1-1266 (421 amino acids)
Source: RefSeq, a predicted model, not a curated record
AUGGUCCUGUCAUUCUCAUGGGAAAGCCCGAGAAAAAAGGGCCCAAGACAACUGCUGGACACUGCAUUGAAUCGAUCGCGGCAGUAUCCACUUUCUAUCCAGUUCUUCUACGAGACUCGCUCUGAGUCUGAUUUGGAUGAGAUGUACAGUGACUUGAAGUGUUUUCAGCUAUUGAUGAAGCAGUCUUACCGAUGGCGGCACAUAUAUUUCGACAUGCCAGAGCGUUUCUAUGACAUGCUAUCCCCCAUUCAGGGACACAUACCUCUUCUCGAAUCCCUCCAUCUUACACUCGGCGAUGAGACCUCCAUCCUCAUGCGCGAUCCUUGGACUGAAAUAGCCUUUGCGCAGGCUCCUUCUCUCAAGACCGUCAAAUUCAUCGGUCUCUCCAGAAGUGUGAACUCCAAUCUCCCUUUUUCUCAGAUAAUCUCUUUCUCUGAUACACGCCCAUACAAGGGUCAUGAACUGACCCGUCACUUGCUUUCCGUUCUCCGUGAUUUUCCCCAGCUUCGAUCGUUCGAGUACCUCUCAUCUGAUUUCCGACGCUACACAGAUCCAUUCUUUGUGUUGGAUCCCCGUGUGCGAAAUCCUGGCGUACACACACUGUCUGCGUGCGACUGCUCUUUCCUUCGAAGCCUCGAGUUGCCUUCUCUGAAAGAAAUGGAAUUGACGACGGGAACGGCGAAUUACAAUCUUGAUACGGAAAUGAACGUCUUUUGCCCGCCUGGUGCACUCGAGUCGCUCAAGGUGUUAAUUUACAACUCCGACUGUGCACUUACGAAGCUCACGAUUGCCCACGCCCGUAUGAAUAGUAAUCUCAUCGACAUUCUGGAAUUGUCGCGGACGCUCUCCGAGUUGAACAUUCAGAUUAGAGCAUGGACGGCUUUGGCGGAUGAUGAUGUGCUCCGUGCUGUUGUAUCCUCUCUAGCGGAGACCGAUGAUCACGGACGGCACCGUGUCAUUCCUUACCUGCGUUCACUGUCUAUUGAGGCAUGCAGCUUUGUGCCCAGUAUUGCCCAUUAUCAUGCGACGUUUUUUGACCGCAAGUUCGUUGAGAUGAUCUCAUCUAGAGUGAAGGUGGUCAAUCCGUGUCUUCGUUCCUUGAAUGUCGUACUACAAGGACAGCUGGAGUGGUCUCUGACAGGUGGCGACGAGGAUAGGCUGAACUUGUUGUCCAAGGAUGGUCUUCGGGUUCAUCUAGAGAUGGACACGGAUGACUCAGAUUCGGAUGCCGAUUCGGAUUCGGAUGAUUUAGGUUUUGGCUUUUGA